AUCUCAAUCUCAUAUCAAUAAGCCUUGAAUGUCCAAGAAACUAGUAGGAAAAUUCACUUUUCUGUCUUUUUUCUUCUCUCUGAAAACCUUUCUCUUACCCCUAUCAUUAUAAAUACUCUUUUAUAGUCUUUCCAGCAUAUCAUAUCAUAUCCCAAAGAAAUAAGACACAGUCCCCAUUUUCUGUUGCUGUUUGUUUCUUUUGCAACUCUUUGGUUUGGCCUUAAAAGAACAUGAAGCAUCAAAGCAAACCCAUCUUUGUUUCAGUUUUUCUAAUCUUCGCAGUUCUGUUUCUCUCCUACUCAGCUUCAGUUUCAGCUCAAGAAGUUGAGGAUGAGAGGGAGUUUGAUUACCUGGAGAACAGUGGGAAAGGACCAAGCCAAUGGGGAGAUCUGAAGAAGGAAUGGGUUGCUUGCAAAAAUGGAGGUCUGCAAUCCCCAAUAGAUAUGUCAAGUCUGAGAGUGAAGGUAGUCAACAAAUCUGGAGAGCUGAAGAAGAGAUAUAAGCCCUGCCAUGCAAUCGUCAAGAACAGAGGCCACGAUAUUUCGCUUCAAUGGCCGAAUUAUGAUGCCGGUUCAAUCAAGACUAAUGGUACCGAAUACUUUCUCCAACAAGCUCACUGGCACUCACCUUCUGAGCAUACCAUUAAUGGCAGAAGGUAUGCCCUGGAGCUACACAUGGUACACCAGUGCAAGGACCCCAAUGUGAAGAACAAUCUAGCUGUUGUUGGACUACUCUACAAGUUUGGUGCACCCGAUGCUUUCCUCUCCAAGCUGAUAGGCAAUAUUACAUCCAUGAAUGAUCAUGUGCAAGAAAGGUACAUGGGGUUGAUUGAUCCAAGCUUGAUCAAGAUGGGUGGCAAGAAGUAUUACAGAUACAUGGGCUCAUUGACAGUCCCUCCCUGCACUGAAGGUGUCAUUUGGACAAUGAACAAGAAGAUAAGAACUGUUUCAAGGGACCAAGUCCGGGCACUCCGAAUAGCUGUUCACGACUAUGCAGAAGCAAAUGCAAGACCUGUGCAACCACUCAAUCGUCGAGAGAUAGAACUUUAUGGCCGGAACCCAGGGGACGUACCUAACUGAUAAGAUCUACAAGUGUAUUGAGAAUGCAGAUUUUUUUCCUUGACCCUAUUCUUUUGGUUGAUAUAUAAAACAAUACUUUCUCAUUCUAAUGUGUUCAUACACCAUUUUGAGGUUACAUGUCA
Molecule: messenger RNA, 1201 nt
Organism: Theobroma cacao (cacao)
Lineage: Eukaryota; Viridiplantae; Streptophyta; Magnoliopsida; Malvales; Malvaceae
Product: alpha carbonic anhydrase 7-like
Biological process (GO): one-carbon metabolic process
Molecular function (GO): zinc ion binding; carbonate dehydratase activity
Source: RefSeq, a predicted model, not a curated record